AUGGCGAUCUGUGGCAUCUACGGCGUGGUUGAAACACUGCCGCUCAUCACGGGUAUCGACUUCGAGACCAAAGCGGGCUUUCAGAAGGGCGACAAGGUCAUUAUGACUGGGUGGGAGAUGGGGCAGAAGUUUCACGGUGGACAUGCUGAAUUUGCCAGCGUGAAGGCUGAAUGGCUGGUGCCUCUACCCCCUGAGCUCUCAGCGAUCGAUGCCAUGACGAUCGGCACGGCGGGCUUCACGGCGGCCUUGUGUGUCAGAGCCUUGGAGGAGAGUGGCUAUGACCGGAGCAAGCCCAUCCUCGUCACAGGUGCCGACGGCGGCGUCGGGUCGGUCGCCAUCUACCUGCUGAACCGCAAGGGCUGCCGCGUCGCGGCGUGCCUCCGCGCUCUGGGCGCCACCGAGAUCGUGGGCGCGCUGCCCACCGACAGCAAGGCGCUGGACGAGCAGCUCUGGGGCGGCGCCAUCGACGUGGUCGGAGGCCCGACGAUCCCUACCAUUGCCUCGCAGAUGGUCUACGGUUGCACGUUGGCCAGCUGUGGGGUGGCUGGCGGCCCUGCCAUCAAGACCACCGUGUACCCCUUCAUCAUUCGAGGUGUCAAGCUGUACGGAGUUGAUUCAGUCUUUGCUCCAACAGAUUCCCGUCGACCGAGGGUGUUUCACCGUGACGAGGUGCGGAAGGCUGUUUGGCAAGACUUGGCCAAGGUGCCGAAGGACAUCUGGCAGAACAUGCGCACUGAGGUGGCGUUGGAGGACCUCCACGAGGCGGCGCAGCGGAUUCUGGCGGGGCAGAUCCGCGGGCGCGUGGUGGUGAACCUGGCGCUCCGAACGCCUCAACUGGUCCCCAAGGAGAAGGAGGAAGAGGAUCUGGAAGCCUUAAGACGGCAGACCCUAGAGCUCCGGAAGAGCCUCACCACCAAGUCUAAGAUCGUUUCCGCCGAGCAGGCGGCGAGCUGCAUUCUGGACGGGGACUCUGUGACCUCCGCGGGCUUUGUCGCAGCCAUGCCAUGUGAUGCCUUGAUCACCGCCUUACGGAAGCGCUAUGAUAAGACAAAGCAUCCUCGGGAUCUGGAGAUGGUCUUCUCCAUCAUUGUGGGCGAUCGUGAAGGGAGAGGUACAGAGCCCUUGACCCCUAUGGUCUCCAGGGCCGUCUUCGGUUGGACCGACGUUUGUCCAGCCUUUACGAACGCCGUCUUGAGCGGAAAGAUUGAAGCCUAUAACCUGCCAAUGGGUCAGAUCUCUCACAUGAUCCGAAGCUCAGCCAAUGGUGCCCCAGGACACCUUUCCAAGGUGGGUUUGCAUACCUUCGCUGACCCGCGGAAGGGCGGUGGCAAGCGGAAUAAGCAGACCACCAAAGAUUUGGUGAAGUUGCAGGUCUUGGAUGGAGAGGAAUAUAUUUUUUAUCCUGCGCCCAAGAUCACCGUGGCCUUGCUGCGGGGUUCCCUGGCCGAUGAGGCUGGCAACAUCUCCUUCGAACACGAGCCAUUGCUUUUGGACUCUUUAAACCAAGCGAUGGCGGCGAAGAAGAAUGGCGGUUUAGUCAUCGUCCAGGUGCAGCGUGUGGUGCCUUCAGGAAGCCUGGAUCAUCGAAGGGUUCACAUCCCUGGAAUGUUAGUGGAUAUGGUGGUGGUGGCUGGCAAAGAGCAUUCUGCGGUGACUUAUGCGCCAGCAGAUCAAGAGUACGAUCCCACCUUGUCCGGAGAGAUGAAACCCUUGCGCUCCCACCUGGAGCAACUCCCAUGGGAAGGUCCCAGAAAUGCAUGCCAGAAGCGUGUGAUGGCACAUCGAGCACUCUUUGAGGUCAAAAAGCCCAGGGCAGUGCUCAACUUUGGUGUGGGAUCUCCUGAGUUCGUGGCCACCAUGAUGGCCAGCCAUGGCCAUCAGAACCCCGAGCUUCAUGGUUUCAUGUCGACCGUGGAGAGCGGCGUUUGGGGCGGCGUGCCCCAGGGCGGCUUCCGCUUCGGCACCAGCGUCGGCUACGAGGCCUUGGUCCCCACGAGCACCAUGAUGGACUUCUACCUGGGCGGCGGCAUUGACGUCGCCUUCCUGGGAGUGGGCGAGGCAUCCCUCGGACCCGCGGAGUCUCCGAUAUCGGUCCGUCGGACGGUCACCAUCAUCGCUGGUACCAUCGCUGUGGAUCACACUGUGUGGGCACCAACAAAAAGGACAAGCACUCCACAAGGGCUGAAACUGAUGGUUACUAACCUAGCAGUUGCAUGCAGUUGCUGGAUUUCUAUACAAAGAUUAAACAAUCAAUAA
Messenger RNA from Durusdinium trenchii, 2256 nucleotides. NCBI's taxonomy places the organism in Eukaryota, Dinophyceae, Suessiales, Symbiodiniaceae. The record is from the annotation of a GenBank genome assembly.